GUACUAGAACACCGAGGGGUUAAAGUUAAACCCCUAAUUUGAUUUCAUUGUUGCUGCACAUUUCCAUGGCCUCACCGCCGCCGCGUCCCGCCUUCAUCGGCGGCCUUCAGAGCACCAAGAAACCUCUAGGCCUAUUAGCCAACGCCAAGAAGAGAAAGCACAGCUUCAUUCAGUUCUUCGCGAUGACCGGAAUUCUGCUCCUGAGCGUCCGCUCUCUGGGCCAGAAGUACCGAAUCAACGAUCUCCAGGGAGACAUGGCGGCGCUCAGAGAAGAGGAAGGCGGCCUCAGUAAACGAAUGGAUCGCAUCAAGCAAAGCCUUCUCGCCGAAGCUGCCGCCGAUCCGACCGGCCGAUUUGCUUCCCGCCUCCGCAUCCUCUUCGCCGAAGACAAGUAAGAUUAGGUUUUUUUACAAUUUCCUAAUUUCUAUGGCGCAAACUGCAUUCCGAUGAUCCUGAAUCACUACCUGUUGAUUUCAAUUUGGAAUUGAGAUUUCUUUGAGAAUGUAAUAAAUGCUCUUUAAAAACAACGUUUUCGGUUAUCCCUGUUAUGCUUCAAAUCAUAAAAUCUUUUAGCUGCCACUCUGGUAGUGCUCUUGAAAUGUAAUGUAGUACUAAGGUAAUAUGUAAUCCUUAAGCUUCUUCAAUCAAAUGUUUAAGUGUUUAUGCUUGAAGGAAUGGU
Cuscuta campestris is the source of this 679-nucleotide messenger RNA. The record is from the annotation of a GenBank genome assembly. Lineage: Eukaryota; Viridiplantae; Streptophyta; Magnoliopsida; Solanales; Convolvulaceae.